Messenger RNA from Perkinsus marinus ATCC 50983, 471 nucleotides. RefSeq names its product NBP2b protein, putative. NCBI's taxonomy places the organism in Eukaryota, Perkinsozoa, Perkinsida, Perkinsidae. The record is from RefSeq and is a predicted model, not a curated record. The transcript is spliced from 5 exons. Bases 1 to 471 code for a protein of 156 amino acids.
AUGAUAUCCAGAGCCGAGCAGAUCAACACGCUACGUGCCGAGAAUGAAGCCAAAGUCCUUGCCAAGGAAGAGUUGCAUAAAAAGCAGUGGCAGGCAGUUCGUGCUACUCAAGCACGGAACGCCUUCCUGAAGGACAAGGCGAGGCAGCUGAGGGAGGCCUCGAAGGGUGCUGUGUUGGAAAGUAAGCGGCAUCUUGUACGGGAAGGUAGAGAGGAACAGAUGAAGUUACAACAACAGAAGCAGGAGAAGUGGAUCAGGGAUAUAGGGCUCAAUACGAGCAGGGCGAAGGUGAUCAGGAGUCAGAGGGAUAACGCGAGGAAGAGAAUGGAAGAGGAAAAGCUUCGCAAGUUGGAGAACACUCGAAUAGAAUAUGAGAAUAAGGUGCAACAGGAGGAGAGUAUUCGAGCCCGUACCGAGGCGUUGGUAUCGGCUAUGGAGAAGGAGGAGAUGGAACUUAUUCAAGUGGGAUAG